AUGUCAACGGCAUCAAAAUCAGCAAUGACUGCUGUAAAGAGGGCCUGCGAUGGCUGCCAUCGUCGCAAGGUCAAGUGUGAUAGUGGUAUCACUUGUCGCAACUGUGCAACUGCUGGUAUCGAAUGCACAUAUCUCGCUAUUCCUCAGAAGAAGGGUCCCAAGGGUUCUCGCGCAAAAGUCAUCACCGAAUUGAGAGACAACCAACGCCAGGCCAGUCUUGCUGCCAAGGUGCAAAACAGACUCGCUGGACAAACUGUUGACACUACCAUUCCUGCUCUCAACCCUACAGCUGGCAUGUUGUCCAACGACCUGAUCAAGGCUUGUGUCAACUACUACUUCGAAAAUGCUUACUCCACACUCCCUUUCCUCGACCGAAACCAAAUCGAACAUAUGAUGCUAAAUAUGGAAGUUGGCCGUGACAGGUACUGUCUGUUUGCAGCUCUCUGCGCAUAUGUAGUACUUCAGCCUGGUAUGAUGCUGCCAGCUUCAUCGGCAGAAGAGUCCUUCAGCCUUCAGAACCAUCCCGGCGCCAACAUCGCCGCAAGCAGUUUGCUUCUUGAGGAGUGCCUGCGCGUUCGAAAGGGCUCUGACUAUUUUGAGACACCAAACUUCAACAUUAUGGUCACUAACAUUUUCAUCUACUCCUGUAUCAAGAUAAUCGACGGACCAGACAGAGCGUGGUACUACCUACGAGAGGCCACAACUAUGGCUCUCCUUGCAAACAUGGACAAGGAAGAAAACUAUUCCCAGUUCUCUCAAGCUGAGGGUGUCCGAAGACGCCGAUUUUUCUGGUUCUUGUUCGCCACUGAGCGCGUCUACUUUUUCAACCGCCGUCGACCCUUGUCCCUUUAUGCGACAAUCGCACCUAGCCAGAUGCACGACGACCCCAAUGAUGCCUUGUAUCCUGAGCUUCAAACCUUUUUCAUCAUGUGCAACAUCUUCCGACCUAUGGACGACUCUUUCCUGGCCGCUUGGAGAAAGGGUUGCGACCAUCUCGACUGCCAUCAAAUUACUGGUCUCAAGAAUCACCUCAAGGAGUGGCAAGCGACGAACCCCUACCACCCCGACACUGCCUACAUGGCCAGUCAACAAUUCCUCAACAAUGCAAUUUGGCAGCUUAACAACAACCAAAAUCAAUACCAUAGCGAUCUGGCGCGGCAAAUGACCAGCAAGAUGGCUUCUUCUUUUGCGGGCCAGCCACUUGAGCUUGCUAAGUCCUGCCUGUUCCCCAAGCUACUCGAAAUCUGUCUCAACUUGACUACCUAUUUGGCUAACAUGCCCUCGGAUCGACACCCAUUGGCCGUGGGCCCUCACCAGUGGCUCCAGGAUCUCUACGCCUCUCUCGACCCUGCCCGAAAUGGCGACUUUGCAUUUACUCCUCUCUUGUUGGCCAAGGUCAACGAGAUUCUUCCACGUCUGGCCGACCCACUGCUGCGAAACGCCCCAGAGAACGGCUCUUUCCAGAUGUCUGCUGACAUCUUCGACGGUUUUGGUAAUGCCGGCAUGGCUAGCAUGCCACAAAUGAACGACUUCAACCAAGGCAUGGUCGUCGAUGAGAACGAGACCAAGUACGAUUUGAGUGGCAGUAGUCCUGACACAAUUCCCAACUCCAAUUACUCGAAUGGUACACCCCCUGGUACGCAGCCAGGUAGUGACAUUGCUUCGGCAUUUGUUGGCUCACCUGCUAAUGUCAUGUCACCUGGCAUCGACUACAAUGUUGCUAACGUGGGCAUGGGCGGUUUUGACAUGUCUGAAAUGAGCAUGAAUUCAUUCACAGCCUCUCAGCCCAAUCCACUGAGCAACAUACAACACCAACAACGUGUUGGAAGUCAACCGCCCUUACAGGGUCUACAGAACCAGAAUGUCAACAGUUCAACCAUGAACCCAACAAUAAACUCGAUAUAUGGUAUACAACAACCGCAGCGGCAGAACAGCUAUCAGAUGCAAAACCAAACCCCCUUGUCGCAAAUGGGGUCAAUGUCUGACAUGGACUUUUCAAUGCGAUAA
This is a messenger RNA of Fusarium proliferatum ET1, 2007 nucleotides long. RefSeq lists its product as uncharacterized. Gene Ontology annotation, biological process: regulation of DNA-templated transcription; DNA-templated transcription. Bases 1 to 2007 code for a protein of 668 amino acids. The record is from RefSeq and is a predicted model, not a curated record. Gene Ontology annotation, molecular function: DNA-binding transcription factor activity, RNA polymerase II-specific; DNA binding; zinc ion binding. Lineage: Eukaryota; Fungi; Ascomycota; Sordariomycetes; Hypocreales; Nectriaceae. The transcript is spliced from 2 exons.